GACAAUAUCUGUCUUCUUCUGCAUUGGACGAAGCUCAGACCUUUCUCAUCCAAUCCAUAAUCAAAACCUCUAUACUUUCUCUUCUUCUUCAUCCUUCCAUGCAUGGCCAUCACAACCAUUUGUUCUUCACCUCCAACUCUCAAAACCCAUCUGUCUCCUCCGCUCUCUUCUUCUUCUAACGUCAAGUUCAACGCCAACUUAGCCUCCAAUUCCAGUGAAGCCCUCGCUAUCAUUGCCUCAGCAACCGAAGCAAUGGCCUUGGCAAGUGCAGCAGUGCAUGCAGCCCGAGAGGCCGUGGCAUUGGCUCGUGGGGUUGAAGAGGUGGAGGCGUUUGAUGGUAGUGAGAGUGUGGUGAGAGUGAGGAAAAGGAAGAGUAGGAGAAAGAAGAAAAUUAAAGAGCAUGACAAUUUGGAUAAAGGGCUUAGCAGUGCAGAUGAAUUUGUGAAGAAUAACAAGUCUUGGUACUUGAGCCCAAAAGAAGAGGCUGAGUUUUGUCUCUGUCUCAAGGAGGGUGCCAGGCUAGAAGAAGCAAGAACAAAAUUUGCAGAAUUUCAAGAGCAGAAGUCAAUUUCAAAGAAGUUAGCAGAGGCCACAGGGAAGAGAAGGAGACAAGUGGAUAAGAUUUUGUGUAAAGACAGAGAGUCACAAGAAAGGAUCACUAGGAGCUACAGGGGACUUGUAGUCUCCAUUGCUGCUGGUUAUCAAGGCAAAGGAAUAAGCAUCCAAGACCUCAUUCAGGAAGGAAGCAUUGGACUUCUUCGAGGUGCAAAGAGAUUUGAUCCAGAGAGAGGAUAUAAACUAUCAACAUAUGUUUACUGGUGGAUCAAACAAGCCAUGCUUAAAGCCAUAGCAAAUAAUUCCAGAAUAAUCAGAUUGCCGGGAAGUAUGUGUGAGAUGGUGGCAAAAAUUGCGGAAGCUAAUGGAGUCUUGACCAGAAGGUUAAGGCGGUUACCUACACAUAAUGAGAUUGCUGAAAUGCUUGACAUCCAUGUUUCUACUGUGAGGCUUGCUUUCGAGAGGACCAGGCAUCCAAUUUCCUUGGAUCGAGCUGUAACUGUUCGCGGCAGCAUGACACUUCAGGAUAUUAUGCCAGGGCCAGAUGAGACAAAGCCAGAAAAGAUGGUGGAAAAGCAGCUAAUGAAGCAAGAGUUGGAGGAUCUUCUCAAAACACUAACCCAAAGAGAAGAAAAAAUAUUGAGAUUAUAUUAUGGACUAAAUGGAGACACCCCUCUGACACAUGAGCAAAUAGGGAAAGUUUUGAGGCUCUCCAGGGAGAGAGUUCGACAGAUUAUUGGCAUUGCGUUAAAAAAAUUACAACAGACAGAUAAUCUGAACAAUCUGAAAGUGUACGUUGUAUAGACUUUUUCAUUUAUGAACAGACUGAAGUUAGGUAUGGAUAAAGAUAAUGCACAGAGGUUUCUUCAUGUUCCUGGCAUUUAUCAUUUGAGCAACUAUCCAGUCUGGACCAAGAAAUAGCAGUACUUUUUUCGGCUAAACAAUGUCAUGAUUUCCCAUGUCAGAUCAAAUGAAAACAAGCUCUUUCUUGGUACCAGAGUAUGGCCAGUCUUUUGAAAUAUAAAUUACACAUACGGAUAUCUAGUUCAUCAUGCCUCAAAACUGCAUCUGGCAGUAAAGUAAUAUGUCAAGAUACUAAUUGUAAGAGGUAUGAGAUAUGGAUCUUAUAUAAGAAAGUAUAAGUUUAUAGUUUGUA
Molecule: messenger RNA, 1711 nt
Organism: Mangifera indica (mango)
Lineage: Eukaryota; Viridiplantae; Streptophyta; Magnoliopsida; Sapindales; Anacardiaceae
Product: RNA polymerase sigma factor sigD, chloroplastic
Exons: 5
Coding region: 103-1359 (418 amino acids)
Biological process (GO): regulation of DNA-templated transcription; DNA-templated transcription initiation
Molecular function (GO): DNA-binding transcription factor activity
Source: RefSeq, a predicted model, not a curated record